CGUUGGUCACGUUUUGGAUUUUCUGUGUUUUUUUUUCUGUUUUUCCAGAAAUUAAAGAAAUUAUCACUCUUAGCUUUUCUGUUUUUCUCGAAAAAAUAGUUAAUAUCCAUGUGAAUGCUAGAACUUGCGAUCGAAAUCACCGGAAUUUGAUGCCCUACCCACAGGCAUGGCGGUCAAGGUGCAAUUCGAAAUUGGCCACACGUCGAAGCUGCGCAGCAAGAAGACACCACAUCCUAGGGCCUUCACUCACGACUGGGAGAUCUACGUGCAGGGCGUGAACAAGGCGGACAUCAGUCCCUUUGUGGAGAAGGUGGUCUUUCUGCUGCACGAAUCUUUUUCUAAACCGAAGCGAGUGGUUAAAGAGCCGCCGUAUGCUGUUCAGGAAUCAGGCUACGCCGGCUUCUUGAUGCCCGUGGAGAUAUUUUUUCGCAAUCGGGACGAACCCAAGCGUAUUGUCUACCAGUACGACCUGGUGCUACAGCAAGCAGGACCUCCGGAGCACCACAUGGAAGUGAAGACCCACAUCUUCGAGGCCCCAUCGGAGGAGUUCCGAGCUAAGCUGAUGCGCGGCGGUGGUGUGCCCGUUUUUGGGGCCAAUGUCGGUGCCAGCAGCCUUACGCGAACGCUUUCGCCUAGCGUUGGCAGCGGUGCCACGCCGCCAAACAAUGAGAUGGCUCUGGUCAAGGCAAAAGGUGUUUCAGGAACUGUCUCGCUUAACGUGGAUCUGGGUGGCGGCAAGAAGCACAAAUCGCGAAACGAGGAUCCAGCCAAGAGCAACGCCUUCUCGGCCCUCUUUGGCACGCCAAUCACGAAGGGUAGCACAACGGUCAACAACAUGGCCUUGGUCCCCGUCUCCAAGCAUUCGCCAGAUGCCAAGUCCGUUGCCGUCGGCGGUAAGGGCAGUUCCCACGAAGGCAGGGAGAAGGCUAGUAAGGAUCGGGACAAACCCAGCAGUGGUGACAAGCCGCGGGAGAAGGACAAAAAGGAUCGGCAUGGCCGCGACAAGGACCGCAAAUCAAGCAAGUCCGGCGACGGCAAGCACGAACGGGAUAAGGAAAAGUCCAAAAAGGAUAAAUCCCGAGACAAGGAGCGGGAGCAAAGCUCAGGCAGCACCGCAUCCGCCGCCGCUCUUUCGGGGGCAACUUCUUCCGCUGCGGUAGCAGCUGGAGCACUGCUCAAGCACACGGCCAGCCCCAAGCCCGGAAAGCCAAAUGAGAUGGGUGCGCCCAGUCCCAAAAAGGCGUCAAAUGAUUCUACCGCGAUUACGACCGCACCUCCAUCCCGUUCUAAAGAGCGUGAUGAGCACAAGUCGAGCAAGUCCGAGUCCAAGGACAAGGAGCGGAGCUCCAGCAAGAAAUCCAAAAAGGAAAAGAAAGACAAGGACAAGGAGCGUGAUCGGGACAGGGAAAAACAACGAGAUGAGAGCAAAGACAAGAGAAUGCCCAAGGACGAGCGUGCGGGCCAAAGCGACAGCCCAGCUGCCGGAAACCCUCAACCCGCCCUUCAGCUGCAGCAAGCGCAGGGAGCCGGCACCGGAAAGGCCACACCCACAUCAGUGGGCAGUAACAGCAGCAGCAGCAUGAUGUCUAGCAGCGGCAAACAAAAAGAAGAAUCCGCGGGAAAGCACACCGACAAAGCAACAGAUGCGAAGGCUGACAAAAGCACAAGCAACGGCAGUGCGGGAGACACCAGGAAGUCCCACAAGCACAAGAAGAAGGACAAGAGUAAGGACAAGGAAAAGGAGCGUAGCGAUCGCGACAAGGAUAAAGAGCGCGACAAAGAGAAGCCGAAGGAGAGGGAGAAAGACAAGCAGCCAGCCACCACUUCAGAGAAGACAUCAGCGGCCGAGCCAUCGCCCAAAACAGAAGGAGCCAGUCCAGCCACCGAGGGAGGACCGCAGGACAAAAGCGCAGCCAGUACCAAUUCUAGCAGCAGCAAGAAGGAAAAGCACAAGAAGUCCAAGGACAAGUCCUCCGGCAAGGACGAGAAGCGACAACGAGAGACUGGCGACAAGCAAUCGGACGUCAAGAGCACAGGAAAGCAGCAGGCACACGCGCAGCCGGGUCAAAGCAAGGCGCCCAGCAAUCUGGAUCUUAGCGACGUGGACUCGGCCCAGUCAGCGCCGGAUUUGGCGGCCACCAACGCUUUGGCCGCAGCAGCAGCUGCCACACUUCAGCACUCCGAUAGCUCCAAUAGCAGUUUCCCGGAUCUGCCCGCCAGAAGCACUAGCCAGCAGAAGGCGGCGAAGGCCAGUGCUGGUUCCGGUAAGGAGGCAAAGCCUGCUGGCAAGGAACACAAGGGCAAGUCAAAGCAGAAUGACAAGAACAGCGACAAAAACAGUGACAAGACCGAAAAAGCGGACAAGACUCCGGACGCCAAACUGGAGAAGUCCGAGAAGUCGGAUAAAGAGGACAAGAAGCGCAAUCGAAGAAGCUCACAAAACAGUAACAGUGGCAGUGCUGGUGGAGCAGCUGGUGGCUUCAUUGAACCCCCAGUGAAAUCGUCGAAGAAAGAGCAAAAUAAAUCGCAGCGAGAAAAGUCGAAGUCACCCUCCCUGCGUCCACCCCGGGAUACGAACUCCACCGGAAUCCCGGCAGUGGCCCACAACGCCGUCUCUGGCUUUCUAGCGCCGCCAUCAUCUUCGCCAAGCAACAACCACACCGGAGCAGUAACGGCAGCUACCUUGAACAAUAACAAUAACAAUAUUAACAGCAAUAGCGGUCACUCGCCCGCCGAGAUAACGACGCCAGGACAGCUCCAACUGCCAACCGAGUAUUUGAGCGAGCUGCAGGAGCUGCACCACAAGAUCAUGACUCUGCAGGACAACGAGGAGUUGCAGCACGUGGUGGAGCUGAUCGCGGCUACCGGUUGCUACGAGAUCACCCACAAGACGUUCGACUUCGACCUCUGCAAGCUGGACCGCGGCACCGUGCAGCGGCUGCAGGAGUUCCUGGCCACCUCGGUGUCGUGACACUCCCUGACCUCCGCAACCGCCCCGGCUCUCUACAGCUAGACGAUGCACAAAACCCUCAUGCACAUAACCAAAUCAUUAAGUUUAGUGUUAACGUUGUAAGCCAGACGUGAAAUAACUUGGCUCGCAUACAGCCUCAAUUCCCCUGUCUAGGUUUUAAGUUGUUGGCCCGAAGGGCGCAGACAAAAUACGAGAGAUUUCCUUUAUGAAAAUAUAGAAAUCGUCCUUCAGUUUUUGAGACUCAUUUGUUUUAAGCCCUACCUUACGUUUUUGGAAUCCUUUUCGACUGUUACCUUCUUCUUUUCACAUUGUACGCAAUCUUUUUACUGAUUGGGUUAACAAGAACAGUACCAAUUUCAAACAACAGUUUAAGAUCGCAAAUUUUAAAUCAAAGCGAUUCUAAAAUAUUUUUAAAUUAACAUCUUAAGAACGGUUAUUUGAAAACGACAGUUUGUAGUCAGCACCCCUAAUUAAUUAUAGGGUAAAGUACUCGCAAAAAGGAAACAUUUGUACUCUAGUGCUAAAUACUUGCGAAUAAAUUACUACUUUUUUACGAAA
Drosophila ficusphila is the source of this 3529-nucleotide messenger RNA. It is a transcript of the gene ear, whose product is annotated as protein ENL. Gene Ontology annotation, cellular component: super elongation complex. Gene Ontology annotation, biological process: regulation of DNA-templated transcription. The transcript has 3 exons. The record is from RefSeq and is a predicted model, not a curated record. Bases 167 to 2971 code for a protein of 934 amino acids. NCBI's taxonomy places the organism in Eukaryota, Metazoa, Arthropoda, Insecta, Diptera, Drosophilidae.